Molecule: messenger RNA, 1369 nt
Organism: Branchiostoma belcheri (Belcher's lancelet)
Lineage: Eukaryota; Metazoa; Chordata; Leptocardii; Amphioxiformes; Branchiostomatidae
Product: galactose-3-O-sulfotransferase 2-like
Exons: 6
Coding region: 51-1331 (426 amino acids)
Biological process (GO): glycolipid biosynthetic process
Cellular component (GO): membrane
Molecular function (GO): galactosylceramide sulfotransferase activity
Source: RefSeq, a predicted model, not a curated record
UGGAGCUCGGCUUCAUUGUGACAAUCAUUCUGAAGGAUAGUCUAUGACCAAUGCGUACAUAUCCGUCGCAACUUCAUAAAAUGAAGAACAGUAUUGCAGCUCAGACCAACCAAGAACACAGAGAGGAAACAGAAGAGGCAAUGCAAACCUGCAGCCGACCACGGCAAAAAUACGUCUUUAUCGCACCGCACAAAGUCGGGGCCUCGACAAGCUGUACGAUUUUUCAAAGAUACGCCAUCAGCCGCAAGCUACCGAUGAUGCUGCCAAUCCAGGGUGUUGUCCUCUCUUGGGGCAUCUCUCCUACCGAAGAAGAAUACAUCCACACCCCUGAUGAACAGUAUCACGCCCUGAUGAACCACUUUACGUACAACAAAACCUGGCUACGGUCCAAGUUCCCAGGCGACACUGCCUACAUAUCUAUCAUCCAAGAUCCAAGCAAGCAAUUGAGGUCUGCCAUGAACUAUUACUACAUUCCAGAACUUCUGAAGAUCCAGUCCGAAAACCCGCUCAAGACGUUCUUGGAGAAUCCGUGGAGGUACAAGAAUCGAUCCGAGGUUAACUUUGCCCACUGUAACGUGACCUGGGACCCCACUCGGAACUUCAUGGCCUUUGACUUGGGCUACCCUACCGAUGGAGUGGAAGAUAAGGAGCGAGCUCGCAGAUACGUCAAUGAACUAGAAGACGACUUCACCCUCGUUUUGCUGCUGGACCACCUGGACGAGUCUUACGUUCUCCUCAAACGUCUGAUGUGUUGGGAACUGCAAGACGUACUUUACGUCACGAAGAACAACCGAAGUUACUCGUUCAAGGAAUACGUCCCCUCUGACAAAGAAAUUGCGAUGCUACGACGCUGGAAAGCCGUGGACUAUCUACUGCACGACACGUUCAACGAGUCCUUGUGGAGGAAGAUCGCAGCACAGGGUCCAGGCUUCUUUGAGGAAGUGCAGCAUUUUAAGGAUGUUAACGAGCGCGUCAACACGUACUGUGCUGAACGGAAGGAAGGGAAAACAAACCUCACAGUGGAGGCAUCCAGGUGGAAUUCACAGUUUGAGGUGGACGCCGAGUUUUGCCGAGUACUAAACGCUACAGUUAUACAGCUUUUGGAGCCGUUGCAAAAUGGACCAAAGGACGACAAAUUUAGACUCGUGACCGAGAGAAUAAACAUGAGAGAACUGAUCGAUGGACAACCAACUUUUAAACAUCAGCGCGAGCGAAGAAUAUAUCUAAACAGAGUCAAAGCGGCAAAAGAACUUGAAGCGAAAAAGAACGAAACAAAACGAAACGACACAAACAAACUAAAAAGGCCGACAUCUGUUUUGGGGCAGAUGUAGCAUGACUUCACCAAGUUUCACGGCAUUGCAGGAAAAGA